AAAAGUUUGGUUUGGCCGCCAUGUUUUUUCCACCGCUGUAGCACAACAUUAGAGAGAAGUUACCAAGCUCUUCCACCCAUGGAGGUCUGCUGUGCGCUUGGACAGUUUCCAUUUCAUGAGGCGCUUCAACUGUGGCCUUACUACAGAACACCACCCUUUAUAUGGCACCUUUUGUGCCAAGCUGUCAUCCUGUGUUUUUGAAUGGGACCAGGAGGAUGUGCAACGUCUGAAGGAGGCCAAGAGAGAGGAGUAGAAGAAUAGCCACAGUGGACAUGCUCCCACUGAGGAACAGAUUUUCAUCAAAACAGGGGAACUGAGGAAACACUGCCGGAGGAGGACGCGUGCAGUGGAGGAGAUGCGACGCAUGAUUUCAGGACUGUUGGAAUCUAUGUGGGAGCUUACAGACACCACAGGGUUGCCUUUGGUGAGCCAAGACAGCAUGCGCCAUAUUUGGGAGGUUCAACAGAAGCACCUGGAAUGCCUCCAAGACCCUGCAGGUGUUGCACUCUACACUAAGGUGGGGACACUCCAAAAGGGUGGCAAAGAGGUGAACAUCCUUAGGUGUGGUAGAGGGUCCUCCUCCCUGGAGAGUUUCCACCAACACCAGUGCGUUUUCAUUCCAGGCUGGCAGUGCAAUGCAUUACAUAUGCAGAUGUACAUGCUGGAGGGGCUAUCAAGGUGGAAUAUGGGCCGGGCCAAGGAGGCUUUAGCUGUGGAGGGGGGCCUCAACCCUUAGAAGCUUUGAUGUUCGACUGAUGUCCCACCUUAACAACUUAAGCCAGAGAGUCCAUGGUUGUCCUCUAGUAGCAGAAUUCACCCCACCCGGGAAACCUACUGAGGAGCAUAUAGCGGUGGAGUAUUUAUUGGCCCAGACCAACAGAGGGGACCUGCUUGCUCCAUCGCAUGUCCCUGAAAUCCCCUUACAGGGGCUUGAGGAGGAGGAGGACGAUGAGGCAGAUAGCACCAUAGAUGUGUCUGAGCUGGUGGCAAGUGAUCCUAAUGACCAGUUGUUGGAGGGUGACACUGCACCCGAUGUCCUUGUCACAGAGACCACACAAUGUGACUCCAGAGGUGCCGUGGGAUGGGAUGCAGUUGAUGCCCUGGCAGCCUACCUGGUGAGCUUGAAUCGCACAAUCACAGCUUUGUCAACCAAGGAGGAGGCAGACAUAGUUCACCUGUACACAGCUCUCCAUGACAUGGACAAGGCACCAUCAAGGUAUUCCCAUAAGGCUAGAAAGAGGGCACGUGUGUCAGCAGGACCAUGGAGAGCUCCCAGAAAGCCGAGUACCUCUGCACCUGGACUGCAGGCUGCAGAAAGACUAUACAUGACUCAUGGCCAAGCAGCCCAGGACCCUGAAGUAAACAGAGUCAGUGAGUGUGUUUGCCUCAGACUUGCCAAAGAGUUUGAGCAAGUUCGCAACAGGCCCAAGGACACAAAGGGGAAAACCAUGCCCAUCCCUCAGUCCAUCGUCAGCAUCUACAGCCACAUUAGACAGCUGCUGGAGGACAGCAGGGUUGUCCUGGACCAGACAAACUUGGUUCUUGUGCCAGUUAACAACACCACUGUCUCUUCAUGGCUACUCAGGAGGGACAAGAGGAGGGACAGGGAUAUGCUGCUGCAAGACACGGUACUUCCCAAGCAGCUACCUCUGGCCAAGGAGCCUCUCCCUGCAGUGAACACACUUCCAGAUGUUCCUGUGCAACAAGCACGUGAGACAAUGACAUUUGAAGACCCUGAAAAUCAUGAGGGAGAAGCUUUCCCCGCCAGCGCACUCUGGCAGCAAACAAACAACCUGUGUUCUAUCCACCAUAUGCCACUUUCCCUCCACAAUUUGUGCCUGCCACUCCACUCCAGCAAGCUCCUCAGUGGCAGCAUCUUCCUUCUUAUCUGCAUGCUCCCUCUCUUAUGCACUCUCCAUUUGCCCAUGCUCCUCCACUGCAGCCAGCUCCUCCAUUGCAGUUAGCUCCUCCAUGUCCUGGGGCUGCUCCAUGUCCUGUUGCUCCUCCAUGGCAGAAAGCUCCUCCCGUGUGCCCUCCAUCUGAGCCAAGGCAACGUGCCUGGAGGCUAAAAAAAGCUGCUCAAGAGGAUGAGGAGCUAGUGUCAAGGGGGGAACCACCAAAGAACAGGCUGGCAAAGGAAAAGUACCAUUACACCUGCAAGCAGUGUGGCCAGGACAAAAGUAAAAGGACUGGACACACCCAGAUGAAGGGUCGAUGGUAUUGUCCAGCCUCAGGACUGACCCUGGAUGAAUGGAGGAAGACUUUACAGUAAAUGCUGUCACUGUGACUUGUUCUCCCAUUUUAUGUCUCUGUUUGUCUGUCUGUUGGACAGUUUGUGAGACAGUGUUCAUUGCACGCUGCAAUAAAGUUUUAAUAUAUUUGUUUGAGCCAAAA
Molecule: messenger RNA, 2394 nt
Organism: Amphiprion ocellaris (clown anemonefish)
Lineage: Eukaryota; Metazoa; Chordata; Actinopteri; Pomacentridae
Exons: 8
Coding region: 756-1964 (402 amino acids)
Source: RefSeq, a predicted model, not a curated record